AUGACGGACGUAGAAGAAGACGGAGAAGAAGAAGACGGAGAAGAAGAAGACGGAGAAGAAGAAGACGGAGAAGAAGAAGACGGAGAAGAAGAAGACGGAGAAGAAGAAGACGGAGAAGAAGAAGACGGAGAAGAAGAAGACGGAGAAGAAGAAGACGGAGAAGAAGAAGACGGAGAAGAAGAAGACGGAGAAGAAGAUAUGGACUAUAUUCUCUUUCAAUUGCCGGGUUGA
This is a messenger RNA of Penicillium cosmopolitanum, 231 nucleotides long. RefSeq lists its product as uncharacterized. The record is from RefSeq and is a predicted model, not a curated record. Bases 1 to 231 code for a protein of 76 amino acids. The transcript has a single exon. NCBI's taxonomy places the organism in Eukaryota, Fungi, Ascomycota, Eurotiomycetes, Eurotiales, Aspergillaceae.